AUGACUAUAAGCGAGAGUGCAUGUGUAUUGUUUGUGUCAUAUAACUGUUUCUUUCAGAACGUACAUAUUUCGAACUUUUCGUCAUCAUGGGCUGACGGCAUGGCCUUUUGUGCCCUCAUUCACCACUUCUGUCCGGAAGCGUUCGAUUUUAACAAGCUGAAUCCAGCCGAACGGGCGAAGAACCUUUCAUUGGCUUUCAGAGUAGCAGAAGAAAACGCUGGUAUUGUUCCGCUACUGGAGGUCGAGGACAUGCUCCUGAUGGGUGAAAAACCGGACUACAAGUGUAUAUUCACCUACGUUCAGAGUAUUUUCAUCCAGUUCCGAGAUCGUGACUGA
Soboliphyme baturini is the source of this 336-nucleotide messenger RNA. The record is from the annotation of a GenBank genome assembly. Lineage: Eukaryota; Metazoa; Nematoda; Enoplea; Dioctophymatida; Soboliphymatidae.